Molecule: messenger RNA, 2958 nt
Organism: Phascolarctos cinereus (koala)
Lineage: Eukaryota; Metazoa; Chordata; Mammalia; Diprotodontia; Phascolarctidae
Source: RefSeq, a predicted model, not a curated record
UAAAGACCACAUCUAUUUUUCUAGAACAUUGACCUCUUAGGAGAGAGUACUAUUUUUUUUGGACAAAAUACUUUUUUUUUUAUCAGUUUAUUUUUAUAGAAGACUCAUUAAUCUUUCAUCUGUCUCCUAUUGAGGAAAUUUAUAACCUGGGAGACAACUUGGAUUGACCCAGUGCCCUGCUCUUCUUGAUACUGGUGAGAAGCUCUUCAAGACAGUCAUCUGGAUUUUUCACUUCUUUUGUUAACAUAUUCUCGAAGGAAAAUCUCCAAUAGACCAAUGGGAAGAAGGAAGAAGACAUCGUCAAAUGUCUCUUCAUCAAAAGCACCAGUCCAGUACUCUCAAAAGGGCCUUCAUUGUCAGUCGAAGAUGGUACUGUUACCAUGUUACCCUCACCAGUCAAUGCCAUCAAUCAAUGAAGAUUCUCUUUCCAGGGCUAAGCUAUACCAGCCUCAAACCAAAUUAUCAAUGAAUCCUCGCUGCAAAAGUACGACUAUACCCUCAUCAUGCCACAAAGAGGCUACAACUAUGAUACUACCCCAUAUUGAACAUGAAGCAACAUUACAACAUCUGGAGACCCAAAGAACAAUUAUGCCUUCGCCACACUUGAAACAUUGGGGCAAAACCACAGCUAUUACCUCACCAUGCCAUGAAUACUGGGCUACACCUCUUUUUGACCUUAAUCACUGGACUCGGGUUCCAUUGAUCCCUGACUCCCUUUUCAAGACCUCAUCUGGCCGUGACCACCUUCCUAAGAUUCCCCAAGGCUGUCAUAACCAAUUUGAGGCUCAACCACUCAAUAAUCAGCCCACAACUCCAUCAUUUCCUGUCCCCAAGACCAGGAUUACAGCUUCAUAUUCACAAUGUAGUCAGUACCAGGCCAAGGUAACACCUGAAGCAUUACCAUGUCUCAAUCCACAUCCAUCAUUGAGGUCGAGACAUUGGGACUGGGUCACAACUUCCCAAUUUCAAUGCCUCAACCAUCGGCAAAAGAUUGAAGCUAUGACAUUUUCAUGCUCAGAUAACUAUCCCAAGAUCAAAGCUAUGCUGUCAUCACAAUCCAGCCACCAGGUCAGACCCAUAACUGUGCCACCAGAAUGUCCCCCAAUGCCCUUGGCUCCAAUGGCUAUGACUGUGUUAACCCCAAUCUCAAACCGUCAGACCCAAGUGACAACUGUGCCACCUAGCCAUGACUCAAAUUGGCUCAGGGCUACCUCAAUGCCCUUACAGUGCCCUCAUACACAUCUGGCUGAGACUCCACUGAUACCCUAUUACAACUGGGUCAAGGGAGCAUUUAUGCCAUCAAAACUCCCUAACAAACAACCUACAUUUCCACCAGGAUCCUACAAUCUAGCUAAAGUUUUAUUAAUCUCUGAUCAACAGGUUAAAAGUUCAGUGGGUCCUGACCACCCAACUGAGGUUUUACAUAUCAACUACUGGGUCACACCUCAACCAGACCCUGGUCAAAAGAUUGAUAUAACACCAAACCCAGAACAUAAAUCUAAUUUUAGAGUGGACCUUAACCAACAAUGUGAAACUCAAUCAGACACCUGCUGCCAACACGAGCCAGUAUCAGGUCUAGAAAAUGAGACCAAGAAACUGCUUGACCCCAAACAUUUUGAAACUCCUGAAAUAUAUCUACAUCUGGAUCACUCUGAUGAGACUUCAUUGGAUAUCAACCAUAAGAAAACACCUUUACUAACUCCUAUCUCCCAACCUGAGGCUGCAUCAGGAAGUAAUGACAGGGAUGCGGCUAUAUCAGCCUGUGACCACCAGGAUGAGGUUGAAGGAGAUUUAGACCACAGGACCAAAGGUAUCUUAGAUUCCAAUCACCAAGUUAAGGCUUCCUCAGACUCUGAUGAUUGGGUACAGACAACACAAGGCUCAGAACACCAGGCCACACCUUCAUUGAGCCAGGGCCAGACUGCCAAGGAUGAAGAGGUCCCUGACCACCAGGAUCAGCCUUCACCAGUUUCUAACCGAUUGAAACAGACUACACCAGUCUCUGACCAUGGCACUACAUCUUUAGAUUUUGAUCAUCUGCCAGAGGCUCCUCUGGCUGCUGAGCAUCAGGAUAUCCUUAGACUUAGUCCUGACUACCAGGCUGGUUAUAAAGAUAACUCUCCAACAGAUCUGGAAAAGAAGUCUGAAGAUGUACCAAAUCCUGACACACUUUCCCCAGGAUCUGACCACCAGACAUCUCCAUCAAACCUGAAGGAUCAGGACAAGGGUACAUUAAACUGUCACUACCCAGCUGAGGCUGUUUCACCUGGCCUUAACCACAAGGCCCAGGAAAGCCAGAGAGAGUCCUCAAAGUCUUUCACACAUAUCCAUUUAAUACAUCCUACUGAGGGCAGUAAGAAUAUCUCCAAAGAAUUUUUUAGCAGUGUCAUCAAUUCUAUUCCCCGGGAGGAGAAAAAAAAUGAUAUCCAAAAGCAGAUUCUCCUGAGGCGGAUGAGGGGUUAUCAUAACACUCAACCUGGCUCACAUUUAUCAACUAGUUACACUGUCUGUUUAGCUUGUGCCUCCUGGAUUCCAUAUGAUUGUCCCCAUGUAAAUGGAAUGAAAGAUCCUUAUGCAGCACAAUUGGUGGUUAUGCCAAGUCCUAUGCCAACUUCUAAGGAUGAGAUGGGUAUUAAACAUAUUCUCCAAGUUCCCCAGUCAAAGACAGACAUCAUUUGGGACUCCACACACUUUACAUCUCCAAUUUCAUUUUCCUGUCCUCACACUAUGCCCCUUAAAUCACACAUUGAUCACCAGUUACCUAAACGGAUGACUUGGCUUGACUUUAUACUUGCUAAAGGUGAUCAGCCAUGUGGGAGGAAAACAUCUGGAAAUCAGCAACAAUUUAAAAGAAAAAUGUCCAUGAAUUUCAGCACCCCCACAGAAGGAGCAAGUAGAAAUGAGGAUGUUGUAAGAUCUCUACUAGAAAGACUUAAAAACAAGAGAACUGCAAAUUAA